AUGCCUGAAAACGCAUCCCAGCCAGCGCCUCCACAGUCAGUCAUAUGCUGCGGUGUGGCUCGCCAGAAAGACCCUGCCAUAUUCAGUGGCCCGAACGACACCAACGUCGAGAACUGGCUUGCGACAUCUGCUAGGGUAAGCGCCCACAAGAAAUGGGACGAUCCCGCCAAGAUGAGCAACGUGCUCUUCCAUCUCGCGGGUGUCACCAGUCUCCAGUACAACAACCAUCCUGAUGUCUUGGCCAACGAUGGUUGGUACACCGGCUACUUCACGCAGUUCACGGGCAAAGGAAGGUACGCCGUCAAGGCUUAUGUUUACGGGGACAACAAGACCAGCCAUGCGUACCGUACGCCGGGAUUCCCUCCUGACAUCUCCAUUUCCAAGGCGGGGGUAGCGCUUCCUCCGAAUGGACCAACCCUACAUGCGCCAGGCAGCUACACAUUCGUGGAUACCCUCUUAGGAAACAAGACGCCGACGGUCCCAUUCGAAAGAGUCGCCUACUGCGGCUACCUUAACGUCAGAAGGGACAUGCGGCAGACUGAUGUUCCUCCAGGUAGACUCACAGACCUAGAUUUUUUCGACGGUUACGUCGAGAGCGACAGAACAGCCGUCAUCAUAAUUACUUGGACUUGGCCUGGCGCACACAUGACACACGGAAAGGCGGCGGAAGUGGAGAUCCGAGGCAGCACGAAUAAAACCAACCUUCAAAGGGACUUCGACAGCCAGGUGCUUCUGUCCAAUGUCGUUGAAGGCAACCUUGACCCCCUCCCCGCCGGUUCGAAGCACAACGUAUCGAUCGCACUUCCUCGCGAGUGGGAAACGUCGAAACCAGGCGACAGGGACUUCACGCUGGAGGGGUACCUAGCGGCGCGUGUUAUCAACGCCGAUGGACUCAAGGGGAAGCUGUCCAGGAUCCGUGAAAUGUCGUUCCUAGUCGUAAACUUUACCGCCGAAUCACUCACGACAGGAGCGUCCAUCACCACGCGGGCAAUGCGGCAGACCAAGCUUCGGCCAGCAAGAACCACGAGAGCGCCGGAAAAGCCUUACACCAAGACAAUCCAAGCAACGACCUCAACACCCCCGACCAAAGGCGAACCAGCUCGUGAUCCGUCGGAAACAACCAUACCAGAGGCGGGGCAUGGGAGAAAGAAUGACCAUCCAUCCAUCAUAAUGUGGAUUCUGCUGGCGCUAGUUGCCGGAGUCGUCGUGGCAGCCAUUACAAUUAUGCUGCUGCUCAGGGCGCAGUCCAGCCCCAUUGCCGAAAAUCAGGCUACCGCCACGAGCACGGCAACAAUGACAACGAUGUGAAGCCACGUAGUAUAAAGCGUUUCGGGCUCCAGCACUGCGUGGCAUUAUUUGAACUUCUGGCUAGCAGGUGCAUGUUUCUUUCUUUUAA
Dermacentor andersoni is the source of this 1396-nucleotide messenger RNA. The record is from RefSeq and is a predicted model, not a curated record. NCBI's taxonomy places the organism in Eukaryota, Metazoa, Arthropoda, Arachnida, Ixodida, Ixodidae.